GCGCCGCAGCUGUUCCAGCAGCAGCAGCAGCUGGAGCAGCACACGGCAGCCGAAUUGCAGCAGCAGCAGCAGCAGCAGCAGCACAAGUCGUUGACGGCGCUGGGCCUGCUGCCGCUGGGCUCGGAGGCGGUCGGCCGCGUGUCGCUGGGCCGCGUGGCGCCGCCGGCCGCCUCGUCGGGGUGGCCCGAGCUGUACGGGGUCGGGGGGGGGCGCCGCCGUGGCCUCCCCACAGCCCCCGCAGCAGCAGCAGCAGCAGCAGCAGCAGCAGCAGCAGGCGGCGGGCGCGUCGCUGGGGCACGUCGGCAUGGACGAGAUGACCCUGGCGGAACGACGUCAGCUGAUGCAGCAGCAGCAGCAGCAGCAGCAGCUGCGGCUGCAGGAGCACCUGUCGAUGGGCGGCGGUCACGCUCAGCGGUUGGCGGCCCUCGGCCAGGGGUCGCCCUUCACCGCCAACGGCCUCCCGGGGCCCCCCUCGCCGUACUCGCGCAACUUCUCCGGGCUGCCCCUGUCCGCCGCUCAGCGGCUGCCCAAGCUGGGCGAGAUGCGCGCGGAGCCCUCGCUGGUGCCGCAGUCGCGCCUGCUGCAGUACAAGCAGGCGUGCGCGGCGCAGCGCGCCGUCUCGCCGCACCCCUUCGGCAACUCGGCCGCCGCCGGCGCCGGCGCCGCCGACGACGCCGCGGCCCAGCCGGGCCGAACGAACUUCCCCGGGCGCGGCCCCGACGCCCGGAGCAGCGCCGAGUACGCGCCGUCGCCCUUCUACGCGCUGCCCUCGAGGCCGACGCUGGCGCACUUUGCGCCGGGCGUGUACCCUCACGGCGCCGGCGGAGGUGGAGUGCCGAACCUGCCCCCGGCCGGUUUCGGCGGCCUGCACCAUCACCACCAGCAGCAGCAGCAGCAGCCGUCGCCGCCGUCGCCGGCGAUGGUGGGCGCGAGCGACGCCGACCUGGAACGGCCCGGGGGCCCGGCGGCGCAGAUCUACAACGGGUUCUCGCACGGGCUGCUGCUGGGAGCGGCGCUCAGCCCCAGGAAGGAGGGCGGUGGUGCAGGCGCCGGCGGUGGCGGCGCCGAUCCGAUGGCCGGCGCCGCGACCGCCCAGUCGUCGCCGUCCUCCGUCGUUCAGUCGUACGCCGCCGCCGGCGUGAACGGGCGCGCGGCGGUGCCGUCGCCCGGCGGGGAGUUUGACGGCUCGGGUUGGCCUCCCUCGGCUAUGACGAGCGCCCAGCACCACCACCAGCAGCACCAUCACCAGCACCAUUACCAGCAGCAGCAGCAACAGCAGCAGCAGCAGCAGCAGCAGCGCUACGGCUUGCGCAGCGCCAGCGGCGAUGCCGUUCACUUCCCCAGCCACUACGGCCCUCCGGCCUCCGUGCUGUGUCUGCCGUCGGGCGCCGAAACGUCGGACCCCCUGCUCAGGCCUGGGCCGUCCCAGAAGCCGGGGCUCAGUGUGGAGAUGGAGCAGCACCAGCAGCAGCAGCACCAGCAGCAGCAGCAGCAGCAGCUUCACCAGCACCAUCAGCUUCUGCUUCCGCACCACCUCCACCCGCUCUCAACGUCCACGCACCCCGAUCACAACGGAGACGCGGGGCGGCCGCUGUACCAGAGGCAGGCGAGCUCCACCGCACAGCUUCACAGCAGCCACGCGGCUCAGCUGACCGAACCCACGGCCACCAAAUCCGCCCCGUCCGACGUCCAGCCUCACGGCAAACCCGCCGUCGGCACCGGCGCGGCGCCGGCCACCGUCGGCGUCGGAGCGAGCGGCAGCAGCGGCGGCGGCAACACGAGGGCGGUGAAGUCGUACGCCUGCGCCGUGCGGUCCACGCCACCGCCUCCGCACAAGCCCACGCCGCCCGACGGCGCGGACCGCCGGGGCGGCGCGACGGGGCCGGCGGUAACCGGUGCCGGCGGCGGCGGCGCUGGCGGUGGCCUGCCCUUCCUGCAGGGCCUGAGUCCCGACUCCGCCCCGCACGCCAACAACGGCUACUACUCCUACUUCAAGUGAACGGCCACCGGGAAGCCGCGGGGUUGGGGGGGGGGCGGUGUCGGUGUGGCCGGCGGCGGCGGCUCGGGUCCACGGACUUGUCGACAAGCGGCCAGCUGGAAGUUUGGUUCGGUCGAGUUCGGAUUUUACGGUUUGUCCGCUGUCGAUUUACCUCGGCGGUCUGUAUUUUAUCUGACUCGUGAAAUCUGCCGACUGUGUUGUUAAUAGUUUUUUUUUACGUCUAAAUACGUUCCCCCCCCUCACCUCCUCCUCCCCUUGAUCCCCCCACAACCCCUCCCCUCGGUCCCCAUCACAGCCCCUCCCCUCGACCAUCGCCUCGGUCCCCAUAGCCACCCCCCGUGUGACCUACACGAGGGAGUCGUCCGGAGCGUUGUGCUCCGUGUCGAUCGGUGGGGGGGGGGUGGGAG
Messenger RNA from Lethenteron reissneri (Far Eastern brook lamprey), 2406 nucleotides. Its product is annotated as ecdysone-induced protein 74EF-like. NCBI's taxonomy places the organism in Eukaryota, Metazoa, Chordata, Hyperoartia, Petromyzontiformes, Petromyzontidae. Gene Ontology annotation, cellular component: mediator complex. Gene Ontology annotation, biological process: positive regulation of transcription by RNA polymerase II. Gene Ontology annotation, molecular function: transcription coactivator activity; transcription factor binding. The record is from RefSeq and is a predicted model, not a curated record.